CAGUUUCCAACCGAAAUUGCUCAUCUGAGUAAUUUAAAGGUGUUGGAUUUGAGGGUUGAAAGUAGCCGCCACCCGUUGUCUCUUGGUAUCUUGUCAAGCUUGAAAAAGCUAGAAGAAUUGUAUAUGGGAUUUCAUCGUCCAUUACGGCUAGGGAGAAAUGCAGAAGAAGAAAGAGGAUGCAUUAAAGAGAUCACAUCACUCGCUUGCCUUGAAUGUCUCCAAAUUAAUUUACAUGGCAUUGACGACCUGCUUCUAUUAUUACACGAAUUCCCUGUUGAGAGGUUGUCAAGAUUUAACAUGAUUUGCAAACAAACUCGGAGAAAAAAUGGUGGAGACUAUCAAUUUCGGAGGAAUUUCAAACUUUAUUUGCGUGACGAGACAAAUUCCAAACUAGCAUUGUAUCCUGCAGUUACUAGCAUAGUCAGGAGAACUGAGGAUCUUACUUUGGAUCUUGGGUUCUUGUUUCGCUCGGGGAAUUUUGUGAAUGACUUAGAUGAAAGUGGAUUUGUCAAUUUGAAAAGGCUCAAAUUGAAGUCGGGUUCAUGGGAAUGCCUUAUUGAUUCCACCACCAACCUAGCUCCUCGACCUGUUUUUGAAAAUCUGGUGUUCAUGGGAUUAACAUCUGGCAAAUUGGAAGAAAUAUGUAAUGGAAAUCUUCCACCUCGUUGCUUCAGCCAACUUCAAGAGAUGAAAUUCCAGAGAAUAAAUUUUAUUGAGUACUUGUGGAAGGGGCCAAUUGAACCUCCGUCACUUUGCAAUCUCAGAGUUAUUGAGGUAUCUAACUGUCAGCGAAUUACAACUCUCUUCUCACAAUCAGUGUUGAAAUGUCUAGUGAAACUCCAAAAGAUAGUCGUAUAUAGUUGUGAAAAUUUGGAAAGCAUUGUUAUGAGGGAAGAAAAUAUGAAGGAUCAAGUGCUUGAGUUACCCCAACUCAAAGUAGUAACACUUGAAUAUACGGGCUUAGAGGGCUUUGGCUGCGAAGGCGAUACAUAUUCCAGAGCUUUUCUCAACCAGGUCUCACUCCCUCGGUUGGAAAUGCUAGACCUUACAAGUCCUGGUUAUCGCCCAGAACAAUUUGUAGGAGGUGAAAUGCUUAGAGGGUCUCUUGAGAACUUAAGAUCUUUGGUGCUUUCAAGUUGCUAUUUUAUCAGAUGCAUUGCGAAAGCUGAUGGUGUGGCAUUGUUAGAGAAUCUGCAGAGCUUUUCUAUGGAUGAUUGUCCUUCGAUGGAAUUACUUUUCGACCUUGAGGGUCUAAAUGUUCCCAUUCCAUCAAAAAAGGAGCUUGAAAUUCUUCCCAAUCUAAAGUCACUGGAAUUGAGAGGGUUAACAAGAUUAACCCACAUUUGGAGGAAUUAUCCAAAAGGGAUUCGAGUAUUCCAAAACUUGAGAAUAUUACAAGUAGAGGGGUGCAGUUUACCAUGUUUGUUUUAUCCACCUUGCGUGGCUGAUAUGCUUGCAAGUCUUGAAGAAUUGAAAGUUGGUCUUUGCCCGGCUAUGUAUGGAGUUAUAGCGGGGGAAAAUGAAGAGACCAGUCAAGAAGAUCAUGAUGCUGGGGAAAAAAGAGAAAUUUCAUUGAGAAGAACCAACAAGGAGUUUUUGUUCCCAAAACUAAGCUUCUUAAGCUUUGUAAACCUCCAAAAUCUUCAAAGCUUCAGUGGUGGUCACCACGAGGAUUGUGACUUCAAAUUUCCUUCACUGACCCAAUUGGAAAUAAUGCGUUGCCCGGAGUUGAAGAAUUUGUGUCCCGGAAAAUUGGAUGCACCAUUACUUAAGAAAGUCAAAGUGGAAGAGAAUGAUGCCAAUAUUCCUCUGGAUUUAAAGGAUAGAGAGAUCAUCUUUUUUACCAAAUCAGAGAUAAGGGGGAAUAAGCAGCUGUUUUGAUCCUUUGGCUGUUCACGGCCUAGCCGUACCGGUCGUCCUUUUUCUAGUAUCAAUCUCAGUAAUGCAAUUCAUCCAAUGAUAGACGUACAAUCGGACCAUGGAGAAAGGGCAUUCGCUUCCUAUUCCUUAUUUAAUUAGAUGAGAUGUCACUUCUAAGCCUUAUGGACGCUUACAUGUAGAGGAAUGAGCAAGUUAAGCAAGUAAUAUGGUCCGCUUACUAUAGUCUUGAUUGAUGGAUUGGGAUGCUGGACAUGGAUGGAAAUCUUAGUAGUGGUAAAAUAUGUCUUGAAUUUAUAUAAGCAUAUUUUGCUUAUUUUGUUUUUUAUUUUUAAAUUAU
Coffea arabica (coffee) is the source of this 2218-nucleotide messenger RNA. The record is from RefSeq and is a predicted model, not a curated record. Lineage: Eukaryota; Viridiplantae; Streptophyta; Magnoliopsida; Gentianales; Rubiaceae.